Cinclus cinclus is the source of this 789-nucleotide messenger RNA. It is a transcript of the gene PRR7, whose product is annotated as proline rich 7, synaptic. The transcript is spliced from 2 exons. NCBI's taxonomy places the organism in Eukaryota, Metazoa, Chordata, Aves, Passeriformes, Cinclidae. The record is from RefSeq and is a predicted model, not a curated record. Bases 1 to 789 code for a protein of 262 amino acids.
AUGGUGAUGUCCCAGGGCACCUACACCUUCCUCACCUGCUUCGCGGGCUUCUGGCUCAUCUGGGGCCUCAUCGUGCUGCUGUGCUGCUUCUGCAGCUACCUGCGGCGGCGGGUGAAGAGGCAGCAGGAGGAGCGGCUGCGGGAGCAGAGCCUGCGCGCGUUGGAGAUGGAGCCACUGCACUACGAGGGUUACGGGGGCAGCCCCCCCGGCAUCGCCAUUCCCCACCGCCUCCGCCUCGAGCCCCACCAUCACCAUCAUCACCCCCACCACAUCCCACCCCCCCGGCCCUGGAGCUGCCGGCACGGUAAGGAGCAGGGAGGGGCUCUCGCAUCCCCGCAGCACAUGCCUCCCUCUGGUUUGGGGGGGAUACGACGGGUCCGGGGGGGGCUUUGCCUUGCAGAGUCGGACCUGUCAAAGCCGCCGUGCUAUGAGGAGGCGCUGCUGAUGGCGGAGCCCCCCCCGCCGUACAGCGAGGUACUGAUGGACACGCGGGGGCUCUACCGCAAAAUCAACGCCCCUUUCCUGAGCCAUGAGCGGCUGGAGAAGCAGGAGCAGCCUCCCAGCUACAAACCCCUUUUCCUGGACGCCGGCUACGGUUCAGCGCUGCACCUGCCCCGCUCAGCCAGCCCCGGCCCUGCCUGCCCGGACCUCUACCUGCAGCAGGAGUGCUCCCCACGCAUGUUUCCCAGCUGGACGGACUCGGAGCUCAGCAGCAGGGACACCUACGAGACGGGACCCUGGCACCUCCCGGUCUCCAUGCCCCUCUUCGGCAGGACUACCGCUGUCUAA